AUGCAGGAGGCGACGACGGUGGGGAGGAUGUGGAACCCGUCGCUGUACAUUGGGUCCAUCGUGCAGGACCCGCAGGACAGGGUCGCCAUCCUGCCGCCUCGCAUCAAGGAGUCCAUGCCCUCGCCGGAGCCGAAGCCUGGCGAGGCGGGCUGGCUCUACCGGGUGCUCGAGCCGUGGUAUUCGCGGGAGUGCGUCGACAACGUGAUGCAGGCCAUGCUCGGAGGGCAGAUCUCCUCCGGCGCCGCCUGGCCGCGGCGAUUCGCGGAGCAGAUUUGCCAGCUCUACGGCGUGCCGGUGGCGCUGCCCACGUCCUCGGGCGCGUCCGCCUUGCACGUGGCGCUGCUGGCGUGCGACCUCGGGCCGCAGGACCACGUCCUGGUCCCGGCGCUCACCAUGGUCGCCGUCGCGAACAUGGUCAAGAUGGUCGGUUCCAGGCCCUUGUACUGCGACAACGCGCCCGGCUCCCUCAACCCAGGCACGGAGGAGAUACUCAAGCGGGCCACCCCGCGGACGAAGGCGGUGAUCGUGUGCCACACGUACGGGGUGGCGUGCAGGGACAUAGAGGCGAUCGCGGAGCUGUGCCGGGACCGCGGCUGGUGGCUCGUGGAGGAUAUCUGUGAGGCAAUGGGCACCAGAGCUGACAACGGAAAGCUCGUGGGCACGUUCGGCGAUUUCGCCGUGUCCUCCCUCUACGCCAACAAGCAGAUCACGGCUGGCGACGGCGGCUGGGUGCACGCUCGGGAGAAGAAGCACCACGAUCGCCUCAAGUCGUUGAUCAACCACGGGUUCGAUCCCGCGUACCAUUUCCUUCACUUCGAGACGGCCCCAAACGCGAAGAUGAACGGACUCGGCGCAGCCUUCGUGUGCUCGCAGGUGAAGGAGCUGCCUGGCAUUAUGCAGCACAGGGGACACCUCGCAGCAUGGUACCGCGAACAAUUAUCCGACGUCCCCGAGCUCAGGUGCAUGGAGCAGAGGCAGAACGAUUCCCCGUGGGUCUUCGGGGUGGAGACCCGGGACAGAAAAACUCGGGACGCGUUGCGCGACCAUUUGGCAUUGCAUGGGAUCGAGACGAGGAACUAUUUUUAUCCCCUGCACCUCGAGCCUGUGAAUUUCUACGGGAACGACGUGGGAGUCUACGACAUUGUCUUACCCGUCGCAGAGGCGUUGGCGCAGGUGGGCUUCUACCUGCCCACGCACUCGUUCCUGGAGCGCCAGGACGUGAUCUACAUCUGCAGCAGAGUGAAGAGUUUUUACCAGAGCGCCACGGAGGCCACGCCCGCGCCCAGAUCGCUGGGGUGGGCCGACGUAGAGCGCUCCAAGCUCCUGGAGAGGGACGAGCAGUGA
Messenger RNA from Prorocentrum cordatum, 1344 nucleotides. Lineage: Eukaryota; Dinophyceae; Prorocentrales; Prorocentraceae. The record is from the annotation of a GenBank genome assembly.